AUGAGGACUUCAGAGGGAGCUAUUACUUGGGAGGAUUUUGAUGAAGCACCAGUGGCCAGUCUACCGGCCAAGUUCAGGAUGCCUGAGAUUGAGAGAUACACAGGCAUAGGAUGCCCUUGCAUCCAUUUGAGACUCUAUAGUACUGUUAUGAGAGCCCACAGACUGGAUGAGGCCCAGAUGGUUAUGCUUUUCCCUAUGUCAUUGAGCGGUGCUGCACAGCGUUGGUUCACUUCAUUGGAUGUAUCACGCCGUAGGACUUGGGAUGACUUAGCCCAGGAGUUUUUGAGACAGUUUGCAUUUAACACAGUCAUUGAUGUUUCGAGGAGAGAGUUGGAGGCUUUGAGACAGAGGCCGGAGGAGUCAGUUACUUCAUUUAUCUCCUGCUGGAGGGAGAAGAUUUCACAGAUUAUAGAUCAUCCUUCAGAGAGAGAUCAGAUUAGCAUGAUCAUGAGGAGCUUACAACCUAGAUUCGCUAGACACUUGAUGGGAUUUACUCAUACGGAUUUUGGAUCUUUGGUACAGGCUUUGCAUGGUAUAGAGGAGGACAUUGCUAGAGAAUUAUGGUCUGAGUCUUCCCCUACUGACUCUAAGGGGAAGAAGCCUUUAGGAGGACAGAGAUCAGGAGAUGUUGGUGCUAUCAGUUCAGCAGGGAUGAGGCCUCCUAGACGCUAUCAGACAGUUGAGCAGACUCCUGGGUUCUACUAUCCACUCUCACCUUAUGCGCAUUAUAGGCCGCCUGCUCCUUCCAGACUUAUGACUCCUACUUAUCUGCAUCUAGUCUCACAACCUGUUUUUGCUGCACACGUCACAGAGAGGCCUCCUACCCCAUAUACUCGACCCCGAGCUCCGCAGACCACUACUUAUGUGCAGAGGCCACCACGUCAGUUUGCUCAAUUGGGUAUGCCUUUGAGUCAAGCUUUUCAGAAGCUCACAGAGGGUGGAUUAUUGACUCCAUUAGCAUCCGGGCCUUUACCCCAGCCCAUACCACCUCGCUUUAGGAUGGACUUACAUUGUUCCUACCAUCAGGGACCAGGGCAUGACACGGACCAUUGCACUGCUUUGAAACAUGCUAUUCAGGACUUGAUAGACCAGGGUUCGGUUAACUUGGGGCAGCCAAGUGUAACCACGAACCCUCUUCCUGCUCAUUCCACACACGCAGCGCCUCCAUCUCCAGGAGAUAUUCAUCACAUGGACCUUGUAGAGGAUGACAGUAUACACAUGUUGAGUUGGGAUGAUGGAUUUCCCAAGUCAUUUGUUUUGCAUGAUAGUUAUGAGAUUGAUGGGGUUUCAUUGGUCCCUCAGACUCCUGCACUAUUUAGUUCGAUCUCGGACGAGGCACCGUUCCAAUUGACUCAUCCUACACCCUUAGUUAUCGGAUGUCAGGAUGCUUUUAUCCCAUUCACUUUAUGGCUAGAUAAUGAUGAUUCAGAGGGGAGAGAGGUAUAG
Molecule: messenger RNA, 1446 nt
Organism: Vitis riparia (riverbank grape)
Lineage: Eukaryota; Viridiplantae; Streptophyta; Magnoliopsida; Vitales; Vitaceae
Exons: 1
Coding region: 1-1446 (481 amino acids)
Source: RefSeq, a predicted model, not a curated record